GCUUGGCCGGGGGGUGGUGCCGGCGAUACGUUGCUUCCCUCUCUAGCCUCUCCAUUUCUGUGCUCUCUUUCAGGCAGACGGGGGAGAUCGCACCAGCGGCAAUCGGGCCCUGCCAAAGGUGCAGCUAUGGUCGGCGUCUUCUCCUACGAGAGCUUGGUCCAUGCCAUGGCUGGAGCUGUGGGUAGUGUGACAGCAAUGACAGUGUUUUUUCCUCUGGAUACAGCUAGACUAAGACUUCAAGUUGAUGAAAAACGCAAAUCAAAAACCACACAUGCAGUUCUUUUGGAGAUAAUUAAAGAAGAAGGCAUCAUUGCACCAUAUCGAGGGUGGUUCCCUGUUAUCUCCAGCCUUUGUUGUUCCAACUUCGUCUAUUUCUAUACAUUUAAUAGUUUAAAAACUCUUUGGGCUAAAGGUCAUCAUUCAACUACAGGAAAGGACUUGAUUCUUGGUGUGGUUGCAGGUGUAGUGAAUGUACUGUUGACUACUCCGCUCUGGGUGGUAAAUACCCGUCUUAAACUCCAGGGGGCAAAAUUUAGAAAUGAAGAUAUUAUACCAACCAAUUACAAAGGCAUUGUAGAUGCCUUUCAUCAGAUAAUUCGAGAGGAAGGAAUCUUGGCUUUGUGGAAUGGUACUUUUCCCUCACUGCUCUUAGUAUUUAACCCUGCCAUACAAUUCAUGUUUUAUGAAGGGCUUAAGAGAAAAAUUUUAAAAAGACAACUGCAGCUGUCUUCACUGGACGUUUUCGCUAUUGGAGCAAUAGCCAAAGCAAUUGCCACUACCCUCACUUACCCUAUGCAGACAGUACAGUCAAUUUUACGGUUUGGACAUCACCGACUAAACCCGGAAAACAGGAGAUUAGGUAGUCUUAAAAAUGUCCUCUACCUUCUUCAGCAAAGAAUAAAGCGCUUCGGAUUAGUGGGACUCUAUAAAGGACUAGAAGCAAAGCUACUCCAGACAGUCCUCACUGCUGCACUCAUGUUUCUUGUCUACGAAAAACUUACUGCUAUUACUUUCACAGUCAUGGGGUUAAAGCAUCCCUUAAAGAACUAAAAUAUUUUAAUAUAAAGCAUAUAAAACAGAGAGAGGAAA
Thamnophis elegans (Western terrestrial garter snake) is the source of this 1089-nucleotide messenger RNA. RefSeq names its product solute carrier family 25 member 17 (gene SLC25A17). Gene Ontology annotation, biological process: mitochondrial ADP transmembrane transport; mitochondrial ATP transmembrane transport. NCBI's taxonomy places the organism in Eukaryota, Metazoa, Chordata, Lepidosauria, Squamata, Natricidae. Bases 127 to 1050 code for a protein of 307 amino acids. The record is from RefSeq and is a predicted model, not a curated record. Gene Ontology annotation, cellular component: peroxisomal membrane; mitochondrial inner membrane. Gene Ontology annotation, molecular function: FMN transmembrane transporter activity; ATP:ADP antiporter activity; AMP transmembrane transporter activity. The transcript has 9 exons.